UGAAUGUGUGUGUUUAAUUUAAAGGUGAUGAUAGUGUUGUAUAGAUAUAUUUUAUGUGGUAGCGGGUGGUAAUCGUGAUUUUGGAAAGCAGCUGUGGACGUCACCCCAGUUGCGGCAACGAUCGUCAGGACGACAACACCACACCGCAGAAAUGUCAGGGAAGCUGAAACAUCGUAAUGCAGCUAACACUGCUGAAGCAGCUACAGUCACAGUGAAUGAGAAGAUACUGAAGGAAUGCCAUAAUCUCUACACUGAUGCUGAAAAUGGGCUGGUUGCUAUUGGCGAGAGCCUGGGUCUUAAACUUCUGCCUCCAAGAAAAAAGAUCAAUGUGAUGCUCAUGGGCAAUCACUCUGCUGGCAAAAGCUCCUUCAUCAAUUGGUACGUGGAGGAGCAUGUGCAGAGGACGGGUGUUGCCAUUGAGACCCAGGGCUUUAGUUUCGUCACCAGUGGCCGCAAACGGGAGUCCCUCACGGGUAAUGCUACUCUUCAUCUUUAUCCACAUUUCAAAGCUCUCCAAGAAAUUGAUGGAGUUGUGGAUUACCUGAACACUGAAAUCAGUACUUCAAAGCAAAAGAAGUUCAGCCUAGUUACAUUUAUUGAUACUCCUGGUCUUGUUGAUGGGGACAUGAAGUACCCAUUUGAUGUGAACCAGUCAAUGCUUUGGCUAGGUGAUUUGUGCGAUUUGAUUUUCGUCUUCUUUGAUCCAAUUGGGCAAGCACUGUGCAAGAGAACUCUUAAUAUUGUUGAGAAACUGAAUGAAACUCACUCAGAUCGAAUCCGCUUCUAUUUGUCUAAGGCUGAUGAAGCUGGCCAUGAGAGUGACAGACAGAGAGUGAUGAUGCAGAUAGUGCAGGAGCUAUGCAAACGACCAGGUUUAAAUAAGACGGGCUUUGAAAUGCCUACCAUCUAUAUCCCCAAUCCAAAUAAACCCACUCGGUGUGUGAAUCAGGUUGAGGAAGUGUGUAAAGACAUUGAGAAGACCAUUAAUCAGACAAUUCAGAAUACCCUAAAUCAGUUGGAACGUGACUGUGAGCAGAUAUCACAUCUUGUGGAUGAAGCAGUCGAAGCUGAUAAUAGAGCUCGAUCCUACAACUUCCGGGCCAAGAUGAAGGGAAUGGGUCUAUCCUUGUUUGGAUUCUUCCUCCCUGUAGCAUUGUUGUUACAGUUAUUAGUGUCAACUGCUCCCAGGGAUCUUUUAAACAAUUUGGUUGGGUCAGAUAUGGCUGAAGCUAUUUCUUCCUUUAUGUCUCCAACAACUGCAUUUUGGGAAACCAUUGAUGAUGAAAAUCAACUUGUUGUGUUGACCAUAGUUCUGGUUAUAUCGGGAGUGUGUCUGCUCGUUUCCCGUUACAUAAAUCAGCCUUUACCUACCCUUCAACGUCGCUCUAAGAAAGCACUUGCUGAGAAGCGAGAAUUUGUCAACAGUCACGUCAAGGCUCAAAAGCAAAAACUCUACUCUGAAUACCUGCAGCAGAGUGUUUCAGAACAUGAUUUAUAAUUGGAUUGUUAGAAGACCAAGAUGUGCAUUUAAUCAAUCAGGAAAGAAGACAUCUCUUUCUCUGCAGUACAAACUAAUGUAUAUUCACCCUGUGCCUAAACUUCUAACCAUAAUCCAAACAAAGCCAUAUUUUUGUAAAACCAAUGACUAAAUUAUUUAAUACAGAUUAAGUUGUUUGUAUGGUGCAUGUGGAUUAUGAUAAGUAGACUGGUAUCCUGAUCAAUCUUUGGUAAAUGUAGCCUAUAUAAUUUAUUCAGAGUUUUAACACUGUUAUUUGUGUGUUGUACAUGGAUUAUACCUAUUAAAUGUAGUUUAAAUAUUGUUUAAUGCUCAUUGAUUGUUUUCUUAGCUCACCUGGUCUAUUGUUUUAACUAUUAUAGUGCUUAUUAUAUAUAUAUAUAUAUAUAUAUAUAUGUCAUCCUCUGGGCUGUUUACCUAAACUUGUUAUUAGUUAGAAUUUCAAAGUAAUAAUAGAUGCUUGUUAUUUAAUGACUUAGUAUCAUUUAAUUUCCAAAGCGAGUCAUAAAUAUGCACCUUUGAUAUAGGGAUGGAUUAUAUCCAAAAAUAUAAAACCACAUACUACAUGAAUUGGGAGAUAUUUAUUUGCAAACUGUAUUCGCCUGAACGAAAAUGGUAUCGUAGCUACUGAACAUUAAGGGUGCUUUGUGUAGUAUUUGUGAUUUCAGAUAUUGUAUCUUAAAUAUUACUAUUGUGAUUUGUAAUAACUUUUAUAAUAAAGAGGUCAUUGUA
Homarus americanus (American lobster) is the source of this 2248-nucleotide messenger RNA. RefSeq lists its product as uncharacterized. The transcript has 12 exons. The record is from RefSeq and is a predicted model, not a curated record. Gene Ontology annotation, molecular function: GTPase activity; GTP binding. NCBI's taxonomy places the organism in Eukaryota, Metazoa, Arthropoda, Malacostraca, Decapoda, Nephropidae. Bases 152 to 1498 code for a protein of 448 amino acids.